This is a messenger RNA of Rhinocladiella mackenziei CBS 650.93, 1635 nucleotides long. RefSeq lists its product as uncharacterized. Gene Ontology annotation, molecular function: flavin adenine dinucleotide binding; oxidoreductase activity, acting on the CH-CH group of donors. The record is from RefSeq and is a predicted model, not a curated record. Lineage: Eukaryota; Fungi; Ascomycota; Eurotiomycetes; Chaetothyriales; Herpotrichiellaceae. The coding region runs from base 1 to 1635 and encodes 544 amino acids. The transcript is spliced from 5 exons.
AUGUCCAAAGCUUUCUCAAUCGCCGACGUGGCAUCCCACAACAGGGCAGACGAUCUAUACAUUAUCGUUGAUGAAGACGUCUACGAUGUGAGCAAAUUCCAAGAUGAGCAUCCUGGUGGGAAGAAGAUCCUCCAACGGGUGGCCGGCAAGGACGCUUCUAAGCAGUUCUGGAAAUAUCACAACGAGAGCAUCCUCAAGAAAUACAAGGCAAAAUUGCAGGUCGGUUCAGUGGAUACCAAGAAAGUGACGGCUCCUUCGGCCCCACCGGCGGAAAAGAAAGAGAAGGUCGUCCCUCAGGGAACUGUUGCUCCUGCCCCGGUUCCACGUGCCCAGGAAUCGGCCGAGGCAUUGGAUCCCUACGGUUCUCUCAUUCCCUUUGGCGAUCCGAAUUGGUAUCAAGGAUACCACUCCCCCUACUACAAUGAGACACACGCGGCACUCCGAGCCGAAGUCCGAGAAUGGGUCGAGUCCGAGAUCGAGCCAUAUGUUACCGAGUGGGAAGAGGGAAAGAAAGUGCCGGAUAGCAUCUAUAAGCAAAUGGGUGAACGGGGGUAUCUGGCCGGUCUACUCGGUGUCAAGUAUCCCAAACAUUUGACUAAAAACACUGUCAAGAGCGUGCCCCCUGAGAAGUGGGAUCUCUUCCACGAAGUGCUGCUCACUGACGAGCUUUCGAGAACGGGAUCUGGCGGCUUGGUUUGGAAUCUGGUCGGUGGAUUCGGCAUUGGAUGCCCUCCCUUGGUCAAAUAUGGCAAGAAGUCCCUGGUCAAUCGCAUUCUCCCCGGUAUUCUGGCGGGUGACAAGAGAAUCUGUUUGGCCAUUACCGAACCCGAUGCUGGUUCUGACGUGGCCAACCUGACUUGCGAGGCGAAACUCUCCGAGGACGGCAAAUACUAUAUUGUCAACGGUGAGAAGAAAUGGAUCACCAACGGUAUCUGGUGUGAUUACUUCACCACCGCUGUGAGAACCGGUGGCCCCGGAAUGAAUGGAAUCAGUCUGCUGUUGGUCGAGAGAGGAGAAGGAGUCAGCACGAGAAGAAUGGAUUGCCAGGGUAUGUGGAGCAGUGGAACCACAUAUAUCACCUUUGAAGACGUCAAAGUGCCCGUGGAGAACAUAUUGGGCAAGCCCAACAAGGGAUUCCAAGUGAUCAUGACCAACUUCAACCACGAGCGGAUUGGUAUCAUCAUCCAAUGUCUGCGCUUCUCCCGAGUCUGCUUUGAAGAAUGCGUCAAAUACGCAUCCAAGAGGAAGACAUUCGGACAGAAACUUAUCAAUCAUCCCGUGAUUCGAAUGAAGCUGGCGCAUAUGGCCCGACAGAUCGAAGCUAGCUUUGCAUGGUUGGAGAAUAUCAUUUACCAAUGUCAGAAGAUGGGAGAGACCGAGGCCAUGUUGAGGCUAGGAGGUGCCAUUGCGGGUCUCAAGGCUCAGUCGACGACGACGUUUGAAUUCUGCACCAAAGAGGCUGCUCAGAUCUUUGGUGGUCUUGCCUACUCGCGAGGUGGCCAAGGUGGAAAGGUUGAGAGAUUAUAUCGGGAUACUCUGGCGUACAAGAUUCCCGGUGGAAGCGAGGAGAUCAUGUUGGACUUGAGUAUUCGACAGAGUAUGAAGGUGCAUCAGGCACUAGGGAUGAAGUUGUAG